AUGGGUGCUCUGAUGGGAUCUACUGUCGGUGGUAUCAUGGGCUUCAUCGGUGGAACUGUCACCAUCUUCCAGUACGGUGCCGGUCCUAACGGUGUCAUGCGCACUUUGGGCAAGUACAUGGUUGGUUCUGGCGCUACUUUCGGUCUUUUCAUGUCCAUUGGUAGUGUGAUUCGCGCUGAAGGACCUCACAACGAUGCUUGGCUCCGUGCUCGAGGACCCCCAAUGAUCCUACCCCGCCAAAAGCCCUUGCAGCAGAUGCGCGAAUAG
Molecule: messenger RNA, 267 nt
Organism: Penicillium taxi
Lineage: Eukaryota; Fungi; Ascomycota; Eurotiomycetes; Eurotiales; Aspergillaceae
Product: MGR2/ROMO1 family protein
Exons: 4
Coding region: 1-267 (88 amino acids)
Biological process (GO): protein insertion into mitochondrial inner membrane; protein import into mitochondrial matrix
Cellular component (GO): TIM23 mitochondrial import inner membrane translocase complex
Source: RefSeq, a predicted model, not a curated record